AUGGUAGCAAUUGGUAUUGAUUUGGGAACAACAUAUUCGUGCGUUGGCGUAUUUCAAAACGGCAAAGUGGAAAUCAUCGCUGAUGAUCAAGGUAAUCGCACAACACCUAGUUACGUGGCAUUUACGGACACGGAACGCCUCAUUGGUGAUGCAGCAAAAAAUCAGGGCGCCAAGAAUCCAAGGAAUACAAUUUAUGAUAUAAAACGUCUGAUUGGUCGCAAAUAUGAUGAUUCACAAAUUCAAGAAGAUAUGAAACAUUGGCCGUUCAAAGUGAUUAGCGAAGGCGGGGAAGCGAAAAUUUGGGUAGAAUUCAAGGGAGAACGAAAACGUUUUGCUCCAGAAGAAAUUAGUUCUAUGAUAUUAACAACGAUGAAAGAAAUAGCCGAAGCCUACUUAGGUCACACAGUCAAAGACGCGGUAGUCUCGGUACCAGCGUAUUUCAACGAUUCGCAGCGACAAGCGACGAAGAAUGCCGGUGCAAUUGCUGAUCUGAAUGUAUUGGGAAUUAUCAAUGAACCUAUUUCUGCGGUUUUAGCGUAUGGCUUAGAUAAGAAUUUGAAGGGCGAGCGUAACGUGUUAAUAUUCGAUUUAGGUGGCGGUACUUUCGAUGUAUCCAUAUUAACUAUUGAUCAAGAUUCAUUAUUCGAGGUGCGAGCAACUGCUGGCAACACAUAUCUGGGUGGCGAGGAUUUCGAUAAUCGAUUAGUUAAUCAUUUCGUGGAUGAGUUUCGGCGAAAGUACCAUAUGGAUUUAAAAUCGAAUCGUCGCGCUUUGCGUCGUCUACGUACAGUAGCUGAAUGCGCUAAACGCACUUUGUCAUCGACUACCGAAACACCGAUUAAAGUCGAUGGUCUUUUCGCUGGCAUAGACUUUUAUACGAAAGUGAGUAGGGCGCAAUUCGAAGAACUCUGUGCCGACUUAUUUUGCCAAACAUUAAUAGCCGUAGAAAAGGCACUUAACGAGGCUAAAAUGGAUAAAAACGAAAUUGACGACAUUGUAUUGGUAGGUGGUUCGACACGUAUUCCCAAAGUGCAGAAUCUCUUGCAGCAGUUUUUCUAUGGUAAAAAGCUUAAUAUGUCUAUUAAUCCCGAAGAGGCUGUGGCAUGUGGCGCAGCUAUUCAAGCGGCAAUACUGAAUGGUAAUACAAACGACAACAUACAAGACGUGCCCUUAGCGGAUGCGUCGCCACCAUCGCUUGGCAUGGAAACUGCUGACGGUGUCAUGACAAAAAUAAUUGAACGUAAUAAUCAUAUACUUGGUCAGCAAUAUACACUUGCUGGCGAUCAGCCGGCAGUUACCAUUCAAAUGUUUGAAGAUGAACGAGCUAUGACCAAAGAAAAUAAUUUAUUGGGCGUAGUUAAUUUAACGGGCUUGCCAUCAGGCCCUCGAGAUAUACCAAAGUUAAAUGUAACCUUUGAUCUCGACGCCAAGUGUAUAUUAAAUGUAAUAGCGAAGGAGACAAGUAGUGGUAUUCUUAAGAAGAUUACUAUAAAUAACGAUAGGAAUCGCUUAUCACAGGCCGAAAUCGAUCGAAUGGUUCGCAAGGCCGAACAUGCUGAUGAAGGCGAGAACGACCGUCAUCGCAACGAAGCUCGUAAUCAGUUGGAAAAUGGCGAAAUUAAUGUUAAGCAAACAGUCAAAGACACCGGCGAAAAAGUAUCCUCGUCCGACAGAAGCCAUUUAAUGAGUGAAUGUAACGUAACUGCCAAAUGGUUGGAUAAAAAUAUGACGACCGAAAAAGAAGAGUAUGAAUAUCACUUGAAAGAGUUAAGCAAAAUAUGCGAACCAAUAAGCCCACGAGCAUAUCAGCAAACUUGUUCUAUUCAGUGUAAUCAAUAG
Molecule: messenger RNA, 1839 nt
Organism: Glossina fuscipes
Lineage: Eukaryota; Metazoa; Arthropoda; Insecta; Diptera; Glossinidae
Product: heat shock protein 68-like
Exons: 1
Coding region: 1-1839 (612 amino acids)
Biological process (GO): protein refolding; cellular response to unfolded protein
Cellular component (GO): cytoplasm
Molecular function (GO): ATP-dependent protein folding chaperone; misfolded protein binding; heat shock protein binding
Source: RefSeq, a predicted model, not a curated record